Messenger RNA from Tetrapisispora phaffii CBS 4417, 675 nucleotides. RefSeq names its product Mco32p (gene MCO32). Bases 1 to 675 code for a protein of 224 amino acids. The transcript has a single exon. Lineage: Eukaryota; Fungi; Ascomycota; Saccharomycetes; Saccharomycetales; Saccharomycetaceae. The record is from RefSeq and is a predicted model, not a curated record.
AUGAUGAUAAGAUCAAGAAUUUUUGCCAGAUUUCAAAGUUCUCAAAGAAAAAUUGCAAAUUUAGGGUCCAUCGUUGAAUAUUUAAGGAACGACGGAAUAAUUAACUUACUUGAUAAGAAUUUUGAACAAAAGUAUAUUGAUGAAAAUAUAAGACUAAGGAUACUAUAUCUACGGAGCAACAAUGAUUUAAUCAAUCAUUAUAACAUUUGUUCGGGACGAAGGAAAUAUAACGGUUCGAUCAAUGUAGUAAGAUUGAUAAUGAAUAACUUUUUGUUCGAUAGGAAACCUCAUUUGCAUAUCCUCUCAACCGAAACAGUUGUUGGCCAAAAGGCGCCAAGUAAGACAUAUGAGUAUGUUACCGAUAACGAUAAGAUCGUUAUCAGAUGGCAAACGUGUGUCUUGAACGACAACAAAACAAGGUACCAUCGGGAUGGACGGUAUACCAAAAAUAAUAUGCAUCAUUUACUACAGCCACAUUUGGUGGAGAAGAUAAGAACGCAAGAUGAAACAAAGUUGAAGGAUAAUGACACACGUAUGGACGAUGGUAAGAAUAUAUCUGGGAAAUUUAUAUUCGAAUUCAAUGACGACAAUUCAAAAAUUCUUGUACAUACAAUUGAAAAUAUCGAAAUUAUUAAAAAUAAAAAUUAUAGUAAGCUAUUAAGCUUUUCUUGUUGA